AUGAAGUGCAUGAUCCUGAUCCUUGUCGCCGUGGCCCUCUUCAAUAUUGUUUCUGGAAGAAAGUGCAGCUUCAACAAAGAUGGAGAGAAGGCGAAGGAGGUUGAUUGCGGAGACAGCUGCGACUUCUGCCGCUUCGUUCAGAUCAAGGACGACCUGAAAGACAAAUCAUUCAAAGCGCAGGGAUGUGGUUGUGGGGCUGAUAAGUCGUUGAAGGUCACGGCAGUGGAUACCUUCGGAAUUAACUCGCUUGGAGAUUGCGCGACGACUUCCUUGAUCAAGGGAACCCGGGAGGCCGGUGGCAAGACCCCAAUUGAGAUCCAUAUCGAGUGUUGUAAGAAGAACGAGUGCGCU
This is a messenger RNA of Mesorhabditis spiculigera, 351 nucleotides long. The record is from the annotation of a GenBank genome assembly. NCBI's taxonomy places the organism in Eukaryota, Metazoa, Nematoda, Chromadorea, Rhabditida, Rhabditidae.